GUGAAAAUAUCAAUGCAGUUGACCUUGACUGGCACUCUGCCCUCUGAGCACGAACCUCGCGCUUUUGCAGGGCUCGCUGAAUGCCCUGCGUUAAGGAACAAUGAUAAUGCAUUCACAACAAUGGCUGCGCUAAAGGCGUGGGUAUAUUUUUGAAACGUUAGCCGCGACGAGAACUUGCGGUGCUGCCGUUGCGGCAGCAGAGGAACUGCGGCGAUGGGGAAAGGAAAAGGGCAAUGUAUCGGAAAGCCACGAGAGGACGACACGUUUGCGCCUGCGGGUGUAACUCCAAAGGCUCACAAAGGACGCUCCGAGGCUCCGCCGCCGCCGCCCAACUUCAGCGUGCAUGCCGGCACGCCAGCCGAGCAGCUGAGCCCGGAGGAGGCGGCGGUGGACGAGCUGCUGGGCCCGCUGUUCCAGGCCGGGCUGGAGGCGCGCUACGGCGGGCAGCUAUGCCAGCUGGUGUUCGGGGCCUUGUCGCGGGUGGCGCGGCAGUGCCUGGCAGACCGGCCCGACCGGGACCGGCUGCUGGCUCGGCUGGUGCGGCUGCGGGAGGUGUCGUGGGGCGUGGAGGAGCUGCUGGCUCACUUCUCGUCCAGGGGCUGGCUGCUGCGGCUGCUGCGCACCUCCCGCCUGGAGGCGCUGGUGCGCUGGCGGCUGGACGACAUUGCGGACCUGGCGGAGGAGCUGGCGGCAGCUACUGCCGCCACCACUGCUACUGCCACCGGUACCACCGGCGGUAGCGGCAGUACGGGCGGCGGGGUGGGCAAAGCGCAGCACAGGGGCAGCAGCACCAGCGGCGCAGCCGCCUUGAGCGGUCUGGAUGCGGAGGAGGCUGAGGCGGCGGCCAAGUUGAUGGCGGGCGGGCUGCGCUCGGCGCGCAAGCUGCAGGAGGCGGCGGCGGCGGCGCUGCCCGGCAUCCUGGCGCCGCACGGGGCGGCGGGCGACGCGGGCGCGCUGGAGGGCUUCUUAAAGAAGCUGGCGCCGCUGGUGGCGGGCGGCGAGGAGCCCAUACGGCAGCUGGAGCUGCAGGAGGAGGCGCAGAUUGCGGUGGCGGCGAUGACGGUUGGUCCGCACCGCGCGCUGCGGCAGCCGGACCUGCAGCUGUUCUGGUGGGCGCACAUGGGCGGCGCGGAGGAGGUGACGUGGACCAGCCUGUGGCCGCACCUCGCCACAUUCCUGGCCAACGCGCCGCGCCUGUCCGACGGCGCGGGCGACGCCGCCGCGGCGGUGCAGCUGCUACAGUCGCCGGAGGCCUGUCGCGCCAUGCAGGCCGCCGUCAACUGCAUGGGCUACACCAACUACAUCAACGCCGCGGAGCUGGACAUGGCGCUGGGCGGCCCCGGGCACAGCGCGGGACUGGCGCUGACCGGCGCGGCGGAGGCAGCAGCGGCAGCAGCAGCAGCAGCAGGAGGCGGAGAUGCCGCGGCGCUGGGAGGUGGUGGUGGCGGAGGCGCGGGUGAGGGCGGGCUGUCAUUGGAAGAGCAGCUAAGGGCGCUGCUGGCAGCGGCGGCCGCGGCGGCGGCGGCUGGGGCCGCGGGCAGUAAUGGCCUGGCGGCGGGCGGCGGGCUGGGCCGGACCAGCAAGGGUGCACGGGCGGACGGGUGGGCGUCGGAGGCGGCGGCGGCGGCCGCGACGGCGCGCGCGGCGGCGGCGCGGUCGAGUGGCGGCGCGGCUUCGCCAUGGGGCCAUGUGGGUCAGUACGGCUACGUGCACGGGUCCGGCAGCGCAGGCGGAGGCGGUGGGAGGCAGCAGCAGCAGCGACGGCAUAGCCACGGCGGCGGCGGUGGCUAUGGGCUGCUGGGUCAGGCCGGAGAGGAGGGCAGCGAGCAGUGGGAGGACGCCAACAGCGAGUUCAGCAGGGGCGCCUCCUCCAUGUAUAUGUCAGCUGUGGGGCUGCCCUCCGCGGCGGGUGCGGCGCCGGGCUUCGCCUCGCAGCCGCCCUCGCAGCAGGGCACGCCCCGGCCCUCCUCCGAAGAGGGCCCGUUCUCGCCCGCGGCUGGCACCGCAGCCCCGCACACCAGCGCGGGCGGCGGCGGCGGCGGGGGCUCUAAUGGCGGAGGCGGUGUCGGCGCGCUAGCGAGUCGGUCCAGCGCGGGUUUGAAUGGCUCCGCGUUCGCGAGCAUGCCGGUGGCGGCGGCAGUAGCAGCUGCCACGGCGGCGGCAGUAGCGGGCGUGGCAGUGGCGGCGCCGCCGGGCGCGGGCGGGCCGCCGCCGCCGACUCGCACGCACCUGGUCGGGCGGCUGGAAGACCUGCAGCUGCUGGUGACAGUAAUGUACGGAGGUGGUGCUACAGCUGCUGCUGCUGCUGCCGGUGCUACAGCCGCUCACGGCACACCCACGCACUCAGGCGCUGCCCUACCCAACCUUCUGCUCCCGCCGCCCACCGCCAGCCCCGCGCCGGCCGCCGCGCCCGGCCCCAGGGGCCGGGCCCACUCCCACGCCGGCCUGGCCAGCUCCUCCCAGCCGCUGCCCGCCUCAGCACACGGCACCGCGCUCCUGGUGUCCGGGCCCCGCGGCGCCGGCAAGACGUCGCUGGUCGCCGCCGCCGCCGACCACCUCGUCUCGACCGGCGCCUGGGCGGGCGCCGCCUACGCCGACCUGCGGGUCUGCAGCGGCCCGGAGGAGGUGGCGCUCGCGAUCGCGCUGGCGCUGGGGGUGCCCUUCUACGCGGCGGACCGGCCCGCCAGCGCGCGGCUGCUGGGCUGGCUGCGGCGGCACGGCAGCCGGUGGUCUGGUCCGGUUGGGCCUGGCUGUGGUCUGGUCGCGGCGGCCGAUCGUGGUCUGGUCCUGGACAAUGUGGACCUGCUGCUGGGGGCGGGCGUGCGGGACGAGGCGCUGGAGGCGGCACGUGAGGGCACGGGGCCAGGCCAUGCCCCCGCCACGGCGCCCGGCACGCCCACAGCCGGCUCCACCACCUCGGCCUCCGGGCAACUGCACAGCCACCUGCAACCCCACGCGGCCGUGCUGGAGGACCGCUCAGGACCACUGCAGGCGCAGCAGGCGCAGCAGCAGGUGGAGUUCGACCGGCGGCGGCGGGUGCUUCGGCUGCUGCGGGACAUUGCCCAGGCGACGCCGGCGCUGCGGCUGGUGCUGGUGUCGGGCCAGGCGGUGACGCGGGAGGUGCUGCAGCCAGCCAUCCCCUCGGGCCUGUCGCUAGCGCUGCACGCCGUGACGCCGCUGGCGCCCGAGGCCGCGGUGGCGCUGCUGCGCAAGGCGGCGGCGCUGACCGGGCUGCGGGCGGGCGGGGCCUCCGCCGCCGCCUCGCCCACCGCCGCCUUCGCCGCGGCCAGCCAGGAGCAGGACAAGCACCUGGCCUCCAUUGCCGAGGCCUGCGGUCGCCUGCCUGAGCUGCUGCGGCUGGCCGGCGGCGGCGUGCGCUGCGGCGCCGCCGACUUAGGCAUGAUGGGCGCGGCGGCGGCGGAGGCGCUGCGCCGGAGCGAGGCGCCCUCUCGGGCAGUGGGGGCCUUCGCUGCGCACCUGGUGGCGCACAGCCUGGCCACACUGCCGCCCGAGAGCCGCGCCGUGCUGUGCGCCGCCGCCGCGCUGGGCUGCGCGCUGGGCGAGGAGGAGGUUGCGGCGGCGGCGGCCUUCCUGGGUAGCCCGGGGCUAGUGCGCGCGUGUCUGUCAGCGCUAUACGACCGCGGCCUGCUCAAUUUCCAGGUCUACAGCGGGCGUCACGAGGUGUGCGGCCACGUGCGCACAUGGCUGCUGCGCUGCAGCACCUCGCUGGUGGCGCCCGUGGUGCACGGCGCCGGCGGCCUGGCCCUGGCGGGCGCCCUGGCGGGCGGCGGCGGCGGCGGCGGCAGCGGCAUGGGCGGCUUGGCGGCGACCCACGGGCGCGCGCCGCGGUCCAGCGCCGCAGGGGCCAGCACGGGCGGGGCGGCGCCAGCAGGAGCGGGUGGAGGAGCAGGCGCGGCCAAGCACGGGCAGCACGGCAGCAUCAGCCACCGCGAGAGCGGCGUGCGGCUGCGGCUGCUGGUGGACCACCUGGAUGAGCUGCUGGGGCAGGUGGGCGAGCUGUACAGCGCCGGCUGCAGGGUGGCGGCGCUGCGCCUCCACAACAACUGCCGCGGCCUGGCGGACCGCGCGCUGCUGCUGCUGCCCGCCUGGCUGCUGCGGGCCGGGCCCGGCACCGCCACGGCCGCCGUGUUCGCGGGAGUCCUGAGCCGGCACCUCAACGGCGUGUGUCGCCACGUGCUGCUGCCGGGCCAGCUGGGCCGCGCCGUACGCGACCUGGCCGCGCUGCUGCCCUCCUUGCCCUCGCCCCAUGACCGACUGGUGGGACACGUGGCGGCGGCGCGCGCCCACACACACCAGCUGGCGGCCGAGGCGGCGGCGGCGCAGCUGGCGGCGGCGGAUGCGCUGGCGGCGCAGCUGUACCCCGCGCUGUCUGCCGCCGUCGAGCGGGCCCGCGGCGGCAGCAAUGGCGGCGGCGGUGGCGGCUCCGUCGCAGGGGCUAGUGGUGCGUCGGUGCCGACGACACCGCAAGCGGCGUCGAAGAAAGCUGCUGCGGCGGCGGCGGCGGCGGUGCCGGCGGAGGUGGCCCAACUGGCGCUGGCGCACGCGGAGGCAGCGGCGGCGGGCGGCCGGGACGCGGCGGCGGCGGCGCUGCUGCACACCUUCAUCGACCUGCUGCUGGUCACCGCACCCUCCGCCGUCGGCGGCAGCGGCAGUACCACAGACAAGGGCCUGCAGCUGCUGCCCGCCUCAGCAGCUAGCCCCGCUGCCGCAGGCGGCCGCGGCGCCGCCGCCAACGCCAACGCCGCCGGCGCCGCCGCCAUGGCUGCGGUGGCGGCGCUGGUCAGCUCGGGUGGCAAGCCGCUUCCGCCGACGCCCGCCAUCCUGGAAGCAGCGCAGGCGCGCAUGCAGCUCGGAGACCUCAUGCUGCGCAUGGGUCGCUCGCCAGCAGAGGCCGCCGUACAGUACGACGCGGCGGCGGCGGCGCUGGCGGCGUUGUACGGCGCCCGCCACUUCCGGGUCGGGCGGGCGCUGCUGGCGGCGGCGCGGUGCCGGGCAGCGGUGCCGUCGGCGGGCGUGGGGUCGCUGGCGGGUAGCAGCUUCAAGGCGCUCGCCAGGACCAGCGCCGACGGUGGCGGAGCGGCAGGGGCAGGAGGGGGAGCAGGGGCGUCGGGGGCCCUGGCGACGGUUGGUGGCGGCGGCAGCAAGGGGGCCAGGUCGCUUGUGUCGGUGCUGCAGGACUGUCUGUACAUACAGCAGCUGUCGCAGGGCAAGUUCAAUCUGGAUGUCGCGGAGGCGGAGGUGGCUCUGGGCUGGGCCACGCUGCGGCUGGCCUCCCCGCCGCGGCCGGACGAGGGGCUGAGCGCGGGGCUGGUGGCGCUGGGCAUUGCGAUGGAGGUGCUGGGAGAUGGCACCCAGCAGGUGGCCGAGUGUCUAGACCUGAUUGCUGCCGCGCUGCGACAACAGCACCGCUCCGCCGCCGCCGCCGCCAUGGCACUCCACGCCGAGGCCAUCCGGUCCUACGUCGCCACCGCACUCGCAGCACAGACUGCGGCGGCGCCGCCGCCAGCGGCAGGCUCAACGGCGCAGCUGGCGGCGCUGGCGCCGCCGCCAACGGAGUCCGUAGUGCUCGAGCACCUGGCGCCGCCGGCAGCGGUGGCGGCGUCUAUGGCGCUGACGGCGGCGCCGAUGGCCAUUGCCCCGCGGUCGGCGGCGGCGGCGGCCGGCGGGCGCGCCGUGUCGGCGUCGCCGCCGCACCCGGCCAAGACCAGUCUGCAACACUCGCCACUGGUUCAGGUGCCCAUGCCUGCGGGCGGGGUGCCGGUGGCCACCGACCCGCUUACGCACUCCCCAGAGCUGGUCGUGCAGCUGCCAGACAGCGACGGCGGAGCCGUCGCUGGCGCCGGCGCCUUCGGCAGCCCCGGCGGCGCAGCCGCCGCCGGCGCGGCGGUAUCUGCGGGCGCCAUUGAUGGCGGCGCAGCCGCCGCUGGCGCUGGCGCCGGCGGCAACGUGCGCUACGUGGCCCGGCCCCCUCCGCUGGCACCGUGUGACAGCAUGAUGCACGCGCCCUCACUGAUGACAGGCUCCUCGACAGCGACGUCGACGGCGCCGCCCACCUUGGUCACGCCGGGCACUGCGCCAGGCAGCACGGCGGCGGCUGCAGUAGCAAGAGCGGCGGGGGCGCUCCCGCCGCCGCCUCCGGCGGUGCCGCCUGACAGCCCGCUGACAGAGGAGACGAUGCGCUGGGGGCCGGACGGCCGGUCGCCGGCGGCGGCGAUGGCGGCAGGCGCGGCAGCUGGUGUAGCAGCGGGCGCGGUGGCGGCGGUCGCAGCAAGCACUGCCGGCAAGGACGAGGAGGCGGAAAAGGACGAGGAGGAGGAGGAGGCGGCGCCCUCGCAGGCGCAAGGCCAGGCGGAUGCGGAGGAGGCUGACGCAGCUGAGGCUGGUGCAGCUGAGGAGGAGGCUGGUGCAGUCGAGGCGGACGAAGAGCCGGGGAAUGCUGCAGCGGUGGCCGUAAGCCGUGGCGCGCCGCCGACGGCGGUGGAGGUGGAGCCCGAGUCAACGGCCCCGGCGGGAGGGUACGACACGGCUGCCGGGGCAGAUGGGUACGACACUGCUGGCGGGGAACACGUGUCAGCCAAUCAGCCGACGCAGGACGAGGAGGAGGAGGUCGCCGCAGCAACCGCGGCGGCGGCAGUGGCGGUGGCAGUGCCUGUUGCAAUGAGCAGUUCCGCGCCGCCGCCUCAGCAGCAGCAGCAACCGCAGCAUGCGGCUUCAGCUGCCGAGGCGGCACAUGAAGACGCCGACGCUGCCAUUGCGGCAGAUCCUGGCGUGACUGCAACCAGUGCUGCUGCUGCUGCUACUGCUGUACGGUCUGCACCCGCACCUGCUGCCUCUGUGACUGCCGAAGAUGCCGAGGUGCGGACUGUGACCGCGACUGGGGCAGACGCGGAGCCGCGUGGGCCUUUCAUCGCGGCUGCGGCGGCUGUGGGUGCGGGUGUUGCUGCGGCCGGCGCGGCCGCGGCAGGCGCCUUUAAGCGGCGGAAGGACACCGACGCCGACGGGCCCGAAGCCCGGGACGCGGACGAGGAGAAGCUCUCGGAAGCUGACGACGUCGGGGCCGAGGAGGCUGUAGAGCCGGAGGAGUACGCUGACGUGAGUGCCUAUGCGCGCUCAGCACCGCCGCCAGCCGCUGCCGCCGCCGGCGGCGGCGCAGCAUCAGCGGCGGCAACUAUUGCUGCGGCAGGCGCCACUGCAGCGGUCGUCGGCACUGCCUCGUCGCACCACGACGGCGGCGGCGACCCAGAUGCCGGGCAUAAUGGUGCCCAGGCAGGCGCCGAGGUGACUGACGCUACGGCUGCGGAUGUCGAGGAUGCCGAGGUAGUGGAGGCGGUGGCGGAGGAGGCUCGGGAGCAGGCAGAGGAGGCUCGGGAGCAGGCAGAGGAGGCUCGGAAGCAGGCAGAGGAGGCUCGGAAGCAGGCAGAGGAGGCUCGGGAGCAGGCAGAGGAGGCUCGGGAGCAGGCAAAGGGGGCGCCGCGUGAGGCGGAGGCGCUCGCGCAGUCUUCUGCCAUCGCCGGCGCCGCCGCGCCCCGUGCCGUGGCCACUCCCGUUGCUGCUGGCCAAGCCAGUGGCCUCACUGAGCCGCUGCUAGGCGGGGAAGGCAAGGAGCUGUUGGAAGCCGAGGCGCCGGCAGCUGUGCCGGUGGUUACCGCCACAGCCGUGGCAGGGCCGCUGCAGGAUGGCGAGACGGUUGAUGAGCAUUUGCCGCAGAGCCACGCAGAUGAACUGGACAGCUCGGAGGUAGCAGCAACGGCGGCAGCGGUCGCGGCAGCAGCCGGCGCGGCUGGGGAGGAGUCGGGGGCAGCUAUGCGGUCUACAACAGACGUCCAGCCAGGCGUUGCGAAAGAGCUGGAAGCAGCCGCAUCCGAGCAGGUCGAGCUGCAGGUGAAGUCGGAGGCGGAGGCGGUGGAGACGGCUGCUGAUGCAGAUGAUGUGUUCCUGGAGGGGCUCUCGGAACAGGAGCAGGAUGAGAAGGCAGCGGAGGCGGCGGCGGGCACAGCUCAGGAGGCCAAGGUGGCGGCUGGAACAGCGGCGGCUGCGGCAAUCACGGCAGAGGCGGCGUGCAAAGCGGCAGAUGGGAGCUUGGGGGCGCACGUGGACGCAACUAGCCGCCAGCUGGCUGCCGAACCGCAGCAGCAGCAGCAGCAGGAGGAGGAAGAGGAGGAGGAGGAGCAGGAAGAGGAGGAGGAGGAGGAGGAGGAGGGCCAGGCGGCGGGAGACGCCAGGGAGCACGGUGCAGAUGCGGCCACGGCCGCGGCGGCUGCCGCCACCACGGCCAGCGUCGGGGUCGGAGCUGGGGCCUUGGCGGCGGCGGCCGUUGAAACAGAUGGAGACCGCGCGUCUGAGUCCGGGGCAGCGGCGAGGGCUGCUUCUGUGGAGGCGCAGCUGCCGCGUGCGCCAGAGCAGGCGGACUUGUCUGAGCGGGCAGCCGACGUGGCCUCCAGCCAUGGAGAGCUAGCUGCAAGUGCUGCUGUGACGCAAAGCCUGGCGGACGAUGGAUCCGAGGAGGCACAUGAGGGCGUCGAGGGUGCAGCUGCCUUCGCUGAACGCCCAUCAGCGCCGGAGCACGCGGCUGCUGAUGCCGCCAACGAGAAGGCUGGGGAGGAUUUGCAUGCGCCCGCGGUGGGUGUAGCGGCGACAACAGCUCCCAUCACAGCGGCACCAGUGGCGGCGUCUCCACCGGCCGAGCAGGUGACGACCAGGUCGAUACCAGGGCCGGAGGCUCAGACACAGGCAGCAUUUGAUGCCGCCUCCGGCGACGCCGCCUCCAGUGCCGAGGCUUCCGGUGCUGCCUCCAAUGCCGGUACCUUCGGCGACGCCCCCCACGUCGCCGCUUCCAGGCCUGAAAGCGGUGAGGCCGGCGGCAUGGCAGCUUCUGAGGCAGCCGAGGAACCGGCAGAGGUGGAGGUGGUGCGUGGGGUUGCGCCCGCCGCCAUUGCUCCUGCAGCCGCAGCCACAUCGGCAGCUGUGGUUGCUGGCGGCGCCGUGGCUGCCAUGGUGGCUACAGCCUCGGACCAGGACGAGGAGGAGGAGGAGGAGGAGCAGGAGGCCGCGGCGGAGGAGGGCGGCCGCCAGGCGACGUCAAGGGAAGGAGGGUCGGUGGAGGAGGAAGAGAAGGAAGAGGUGGAGGAGCCCUCAGGGCGUAAGCUGUCAGAGGAGGACGAGGAGGUACCGGCAGAGUCCGUCAGCGCAUCCAGGGCCGCCCCUGCCUCGGCUGCUACAGCUGCCGCCGCUGCUACCGCUGCCACCCCAGCAGCGGUAGCCGCAGCUGCCGCGGACUCGGAAGAGGCCGCAUCAGCGGCGCAAGCGGAGCCACAAGCUGGGCUGUCAGGAGAGGCGGCCUUGGGAGCAGAAGCGGAAGCAGGCAUGGAAGCGGAUACGGACACAGAAGCGGAGUAUGCAGACGCAGAAGCGGACGCGGAUGCAGACACGGAAGCGGACGCAGAUGCAGACGCAGAAGCUGGGCCACGCCCAUCAAGGACAUCAGCGUCGGCGGCGGAGGAGGUACACUCCACCGCGGCUGCUGACGUGCAGGAUCACCGCGUUGACGACGUGCACGUCAAGGAGGUGGCGGAAAAUAUGGCGGAGGUGGAGGUGGCCCAGCAGGACAGCGACUCUGGGCUGGGCGCGGCAGCUGCAGGUGCAGCGGCUGCAGGGGUCGCAGCGGCUGCGGGUGUGGGCGCCAGGGCAGCAGCCGCUGCGUCCGCCUCUCACAGUGCUGCUAGCCCAGGGCAUGAGGCAGAGGAGACGGAGGGGUCGCUGCAGGGCGAAGAAGCGGCGGCGGGGCACGAGGAGACGGAAUCCGUUGGAAGCCGGCAACCCAGGACCGCCAAUGACGUGGAGAGUGCGGCUGCAGCGGUCCCGACAGCGGUUGCGGCGGCUGGAGUCACCGAGACCUCUCGGGCCUCUUCGGCAAAGUUGAAUUCUGAGACAGAUCUGUUGGCUCGCUCGGUCUCAGCUGACCGGGCUUCUGUUGAUGAGGCGGCGGAGUCGCCGGAGCCGGGUGUGGAACCUGGUGCCGCCUCGCCGCCUGCUGCAUCAUCGUCGUUCCGCGGCCCGACGGUCACCACAGCGGCCCAUCAGCAAGAAGCAAGCACUGACGCAGACACCGGCAGUCCAUUUGCGGCCGCAGCGGCCGCAGCGACGGCUGCUGUUGCCGGCUGGCCAGGUGCCACUUCCUCCACGGCUGACACUACGGCCGUCACGCCGCGUUGCCCGUCAACUGACGCCGCUGCGGCGCCGCUGACGUUGCUGACCAGCCCCGCAGCCGCCAGUGACGUUGCCGCCAGUCCUGGCGUAAGCCUGCCGCCACCGCCCUCCGUGGCGGACGGCGUUGGGGGCAUGGACGCCGUCGACGUUGACGGCGCCGCCGCCGCCGGCACAGCAGCAGCCGCUGCAGCCGCAGCCGCGGGCGGCGUUGCCGCUGCAGCCGCAGCCGGCCGCCGCCACCGCGGCUCUGCUGACGGCGACGACAGUGACGCAGAGAGCGUGGAGACACCCAUCGCCGCUCUCAGCCGCUCGCCGGUGCCGCCCAGCGCGCCGCCUCCCACCGAGUCCCGCGACGCGGGCACCGCUACAGCGGCUGCCGCCGCUGCCGCCGCGUCACGGCUCAGCCCUGGCCCCAGCCCGCUGCAGCUCAACACGCUGCCGUCCUCCCGCUCUUUGGCGUACACGGAAAGUGGCCUUUUGUCAAGUGCUACUUCGGCACCGCCGGCCCCGGGCGUGCUUGCAGACCCGCUUGCCUCAUUGACCUGGGCGGACGGUCCGGAGUCGCCCAUGGGUCUUGGAGGCGGGGGCAGCCGGAGGUCGCUGCAGCCGCGUGCGCUGCGCUACCCAGCAGCCGUAGCAGAGGAGGAAGAUGAGGAGGAGGCCGCAGCGGUGGCGGCGGUGGCGGCAGCCGUCGGUGCGGGUGCCGCUGCCGCUGCGGGUGUUGGUGCAGGCCGGGCGUCCGAGGAUGGCAGCGUUCACCGCACCUCCGCCUCGGGCACAAGGUCGGCACGUGCCAGCCGCCGCGUGAUGUUCGCCGAGGCAGCACCCGAGGGCGGCGAUGCAGCUGGCGCGCAUCCGCAUUCGCCUCCCGUGCUGCACACCUACCGCGGCGCCCCGGCAGCAGCAGCGGCGGCGGCAGCCGCAGCAGCCAAUGGCGACGUCACGGAUGUGGACGCGGCGCUGAGGGAGCUGGAGGGCCUCGGCCAGCACCACGCGCCGCAUGCACAGCAGCAUGUGGGCUUGCACGACAGCGCACCUGCUGGAGCCACAGGGGGUGGCGGCGGCGGUGACGGCGCGGCGGGCCUGGAGGGCGUUGCCUCCUUCCUGGCGCUCAAGCAGCGCACCCUGGGAGGCCGUGUUGGCGUUAGCAGCGAGGGGGCUGCCGGCAGCAAGGGGGAGGCGGUGGCGCCGCCGCCACCGCUACCGCGUCGGUCCGCCUCCGGCGCAGAUGCGCAUUCGGCGGCGCCGCUGCCGCCUCCUGUCUCCAUCCUCAAGAAGACGGCGCAGACAACAACGGCAGCAAUGCCAGGACAGGCGGCGCUGGCCCGGGAGCAGGAGGACAAUGCGGUGGUGGGGUCCCCGGCAGCGGUAGCGGCGGUGAGCGGGCUGCAGGGUGUGCAGGCGUUCAUGGCGCUGCGGCAGCAGACCAUCAGCCGCCGCAGCCUGGGCGGCAGCGAGGCCACAGAAGGCCUCGAUGCUGCCGCGGCGGCAGCGGCGGAGCGGCCUGCGCCGUCCACCGCCGCCGCUGCUGCGACUGAGGCGGCUGACGCAAUGGAGAAGCCGUCGCCGUUUGCUGGCAUGUCGGCCGCGGCGAUGUUGGAGAUGGGAAGCUUCCGCGGCUCCUCCGCCACGCCCACGCCGGCCUCCACCUCAUCCACCAUUGUUGGGCCGCCCUCGGACGAGGCUGUCUCAGACGCCGUCGCAGCGGCAGUAGCUGCCGCUCGCGGGGCUGUAGCAGACGCUGAGGCCGCCGACGAGGCCGAGCUUGGCGAGGCGGCGUGGUCGCAACUGGCUGCGGAUGCGUCCCUGGCGGCUAAGGCAGUAGCGGUCCGGCCGCCGGGCGGUGCUGCCGGCGGAAGGGCCGCAGGUCCUGCUACUGCCGGUAGCGGCAUUGGGGCAACCACGGCGCCACUGCUACAGCCGGGUGACAGCAGCCUGCUGAGGGAGGACGACAGCCUAGGAGCGGCGGCCGCCCUGGCGGCGGGAGUGAGCACGGAUAUCAUUGGUGCGGGCAUGGGCAUGGGUAUGGGCACUAUUGCUGAGGCGGGCGGAGAGGACGAUGCGGACGAGCCCGAGUGGCGGCUGCUGCAGGCGGAGGCGGAGGGCGCCGCGGCACUGGUGACCAGCCCGCCCCGACACGUCGCCUCUGCAACGCCGGCAGCAGCGGCUGCUGCAGCAGCAGGAGCGGGCGUGCUGUCAGGCGGCAGUAGCGGGCUGUUGCACCAGGAGGAGGUGGAGGAGGUGGAGGAGGAGGGGGUUCAGGGACGGCUGCUGGCGCCUGCUGAGGCCGGCGCCGGCUCCUCGCUGCGGUUCGUGCCCAGCGCCCUGGUUGACCUGAGUACCCUGGACAGCGGCGGCCCCGGCCCCGCACCCGUACCAGGCGUGCAAGAGCAAAAGCAGCAUGAGCAGGGGCGGGAGCAGGAGCAACAGCAGGAGCACGAGCAAGAGCUGCUGACAGUGCGCACUGGCGACGUAGUGCGCGCGCAACCCCCGGGCUCAGUCGACGGCGAGGCGGUGGCAGUGGCCGCAGGCGCCGUGGCAGCAGUGGCGCGGGCGCGUGCCGUUAUGGACGACAUGCUCGGUUCUUCCUGGGGUGCGGCGCCGGGCUCCCCAAGCCGUAUCCCGCACUCGCCACGUUUUAUGGCUAGGGAGGGGUCUAUUGAGGGGUUGGGGUCGCCGCCUGGCGGCGGCCGCAUGCGCAGUGCCAACAGCCGUAUCCCGCUCCCUCCAAGCGCCAUCGAUGCAACGCCGCCCGCGUCGCCGCUGCGGCGGCCGGGUCCAGUGGCGGCGCUGGCGGGCGGUGCGUCAGCUGUGUCUUCGCCGGCAGCUCGCCGGGCAGGCUCCUACACCGCUGCCUAUCUGCACCAGCAGCGCAGAAGUACUGCUGGGGCCGCAUCCGGCGGCGGGGGCGCGACCAGUGCUGGUGCGGCACCCGCCGGUGCUGACGGCGGCGCGGGCACCAGCGCAGCCGCCGGUUCUGGCACCGGUGCCGCUGCCCCCGGUGGCGCCAACCCGCACCACGUGCCCUCGGGCGUCAAGGUGCACAACCCCCUCUUCGUCAGCAGCAGCACCCACAUGAGGAUGCAGCAGGCGGGACACGGCGGUGGCGGAGCCGCUACCGCCAGUGGCGGCGGAGCCACCGCCGUCACGGUUGAGGAGCUGCACGGGGGCCUCGGGGAUGGGGGUGACAUCGAUGGGGAAUACGACACGGGGCAUGUGGAGCCGUACAGUGACACGCCGCCGGUCAGUGGCGACGUCGCGCACUACUACGACGAGGCCGGGGAGGAGCUACACACGCACCAGCACCCCCAGCCCACGCCGCAGACCACGCCGGCAGCGGCCGCGGCAGGUGCAGUCGCGGCAGGUGCCGUCGCGGCUGGGCCUGCAGGUGGUGCCCAGCAGUUGAACUACGCCGCGACACCAGGCGCUAGCGGCACUGCGGCCGCGCAGUCGGCUGCGGGUAUGGCUACGCCGGAGCUGGCAUCGCCUCGGAGACCCAAGUCGCUGAUCCCCACCUCGCCUGCCGCUACGGGCGCGGCGGACAGGCACACGCCUGCGGCCGUGAACGCGGGCGCGGCAGUGGCGGCCAUGUCCUCAGCCGCGGCCAAGCGCCGGCUGCCUCGGCCGCCUGGGUACGCUGAUGCACAGCCGCUCACGCCACCUGGCCCCGGCGCCGCCAUGACGUCUCCGCGCUCUGGCGCUGCCGCCGGCGCGGAGCAGCAGGCGCCGCCGGGGGCACGCCGCACGCCGUCGUCGUCGCUGCCCCGGCCGCCUGGAUCGGGUCCCAGCAAGACCACGCCCGCAGCCAGUAAGCUGCCGGUUUGGCGAUAGGCGCAACCCAUAGGUCGGCACUUCGUGGAUUGAAUGCACGGUGUAGAAAAGGGAUCUCGACGCGCUUGUGUGUUCGAUGUAGUAGCGGCGCUUGCGUUUGAUUUCAUUGAGGACUGCGAGCCAUUGCCCGUGGAGGACGUGCGUGUGUGUAGGUGUGUGUACCGGACACUGAGCGUGCUGAUAUAUACUUACUACGGCAAGGGUGUAGACCCAACAGCGUCGGAAUGGGGUAUCAAAAUUGCUGGUGGGUUCGAUUACUUCUGUAGAAUGCGGUGGGGCAGCUCAGCUGGUGGCGCAUGGUGAGGAGGCGCUGCGCGGUGUUGGAGAGAUUUGCGCUUUCUAUGAAUGCGACAUUACAAGAAGGGACAGUCCGACCAAGCAAGGGUGCCCUUGCGCUUUUAUGCUGGGACAACGAGAUUCUUGGACUUGCAUGAACCCAGCACUGGUGGGUGUAAGGAACCGAUGAAGGACUGCCUACUGUCUUCCGGGGGCAGUAGCAACGCAGUAGGCAGUAGCAACGCAGUACAGACACCUUCGUCCCCGGGUGGAGUCAGCUUCAGCGGUUGUAGCCUAGUCUGCAAUGCCGCUCCUGUAACCGAAACGGCGU
Messenger RNA from Chlamydomonas reinhardtii, 14665 nucleotides. RefSeq lists its product as uncharacterized. The transcript is spliced from 18 exons. The record is from RefSeq and is a predicted model, not a curated record. The coding region runs from base 214 to 14058 and encodes 4614 amino acids. Lineage: Eukaryota; Viridiplantae; Chlorophyta; Chlorophyceae; Chlamydomonadales; Chlamydomonadaceae.